This is a messenger RNA of Klebsormidium nitens, 1557 nucleotides long. The record is from the annotation of a GenBank genome assembly. Lineage: Eukaryota; Viridiplantae; Streptophyta; Klebsormidiophyceae; Klebsormidiales; Klebsormidiaceae.
AUGCGCCGCCGCACACUCCGUUCUCAAGCCCAGACCCUUAGCACACCAGUGCCGGGACGGCCACCUAAGCUUGGGGGGGGGAGAAGUCAAGUUGACAUCCCGAAAGAGAAGAAGCCAGAGAGGGACGACCCCCUGGAGAAAGCUUCCAACGAGAAGACCCUGGAUGCGACUCGAGAGAAAGCUUCGCCGGAGAAGCCAUCGAGCAACACGGAACCACGGACCGAAAUUCCCUCGGUUCCGAACGCCGAACCUUCCGAUCCAGAUGAUCCUUACCACGAUCUUCCUGAGCUAGUUAGCGAUGAGGAGGGGGACAUCGAAUGGAAGAUGGGAGAUCAUCUCACUGCUAAGCAGAAUGCAGACCUGAGAGAGAUACUCGACGAGUAUCGCGACAAAUACCGGCUGUCACAGUCCGAGAACGAGAGCCUGAGCGAACACAUUGAGGAACGACUCAAGUGUGGCUUCGUUCGCCCCUCGACGUCUCGAUGGGCCUUUCCCACUACCAUGCCGCCUAAGAAGUACGAGCACGGGAAUUGGACCCUGAAACGCCCGUGCGAAGAUUAUCGCGAGCUGAACAAAGUCAGCAUUACGGAUCAUUAUCCGUUGCCUACGCCAGAAGAGAUCCUUGAUCAGCUAGAAGGCGCGACCUGGUUCACCACCCUCGACCUGAGGUGGGGAUACCACCAAGUCGCUCUCGACGAGAAGGACUGUUGCAAAACGGCUUUCUGGGGUCCUAAGGGACUUUACGAGUGGGUCGUCAUGCCGUUGGGACUCAAGAACGCUCCGGCUUUCUUCCAACGGUUGAUGGACACUACCUUGCGCGCGCAGUACGAGUUCUGCCGCUGCUACAUCGAUGAUGUGAUCAUCUUCAGCAAGUCGUUCGAGGAACACCUCGUUCACCAACGAGCCGUCCUCAGCGCAUUGCGCGCUAAGCGCAUCAAGUGUCAUCCCAAAAAGAUGAGACUGGUUGUGUCAGACGUCGAGUACCUGGGCCACUUCGUGGUGCCCAACGGUACCGCACCGCAGCAGGCGAAAGUUGAAGCCAUCCUCAAAAUGGCCGCGCCUCAUGACGUGCCCUCGCUGCGUGCCUUUCUCGGCACAGCUGGUUACUAUCGGCGCUAUGUUCCGAACUACUCCAGCAUCGCCGCUUUUUUGAACAAGCUGCUGCAGAAGGACGUGCCAUGGAGAUGGACGGCCGAAGCUCAGCAUGCUUUUGAGCAGCUCAAGGUCAAGCUGACCGAAGCUCCUAUCUUGAGGAGACCCAACUUCGCUCUGCCGUUCGAGCUCCACACUGACUGGAGUGCAGAAGGCCUAGGCGCCGUUCUUGCUCAGAGAGACGAGGAGAACAAGGAGUUCGUAGUUGCAUACGCCUCCCGGAGUAACAACCGAACGGAGCGCAAUUACUCGAGCUACCAGGGAGAGUGUCUUGCGGCUGUCUGGGGAGUCCAGAUCUUCAGCGUGUACCUCGAUGGAACACGGGACCGCUACGGCGCGACUCGCGGACCUCGGUCCGACCGGAAAUUUUCUACGGUUUACCUCGGUCGGACCAAUUUUGCGUAG